AUGCUCAACUUCUACAACUGUGUUCACAUAGAUAGAAAGCUUCUAGCGGGUAUCGAGGCCUGUGAUUGCACUAGCAUGGAUUCGAAGGAAGUCAGUGUCCAAGUGAGAAAUCUCGAAAAGUCCAAGACAAACGAUGAGGUAGUAUUGCAGAUUCUUCAGACGCUGGAUCGUGAAGUGGUUCCCACCGAGAAGCUCCUCAGGGAGACCAAAGUGGGCGUGGAGGUCAACAAAUUCAAGAAGUCAGCCAACGCGGAGAUCGCCAAGUUGGUGAAGAGGAUGAUCGCUUCCUGGAAGGAAGCGAUUAACAAGAGCAAAAAGGCGAGACUGCUGCAACAGCAGGCGUCCCAGCAAGACCAAGGCAGCUCAAAACCGCCGGCAGAGAGUCCAGACGGCACCGAGGCCAAGAGACAGGAUAAGUUUGUUUCUACGAAGCCCAGAAAUAGCAAAAACGAUGGCGUGAAUACGACCAUCUACAACCACAAAUUGCGUGACAUGGUGGUCAAAGCCCUCUACGAUGCGCUGGCAAAGGACAGCGAACAUCCGCCAAAAUCUAUCUUGCAGACGGUAAAAUCCAUCGAAGACGAAAUGAACAAGCUGAAUAACUGCGACGAAAACGAAAAAGCAUACAAGGACAAGUACCGUAUCAUCUACUCCAACAUCAUCUCCAGGAAUAACCCGGACCUCAAGCACAAGAUAGCCGGCGGCGACAUAACGCCCUUCUAUCUGGUCCACUGUGAUCCGAAAGAGCUGGCUCCCGAGCACCUCAAGAAGAAGCUCGAGGAGAUCGCCAAGCAGAACCUUUUCAACGCCCAGGGCGCCACUGUGCAGAGAUCCGUCACAGACAGGUUCACUUGCGGCAAGUGCAAAGAAAAGAAGGUGUCCUACUACCAAUUACAAACAAGAUCUGCCGAUGAGCCUCUCACAACUUUCUGCACCUGCGAGGUGUGCGGGAAUCGGUGGAAAUUCUCCUAG
Torulaspora globosa is the source of this 972-nucleotide messenger RNA. It is a transcript of the gene DST1, whose product is annotated as transcription elongation factor DST1. Lineage: Eukaryota; Fungi; Ascomycota; Saccharomycetes; Saccharomycetales; Saccharomycetaceae. The transcript has a single exon. Gene Ontology annotation, molecular function: zinc ion binding; RNA polymerase II transcription regulatory region sequence-specific DNA binding. Gene Ontology annotation, biological process: regulation of mRNA 3'-end processing; DNA-templated transcription; transcription elongation by RNA polymerase II. The record is from RefSeq and is a predicted model, not a curated record. The coding region runs from base 1 to 972 and encodes 323 amino acids. Gene Ontology annotation, cellular component: nucleus.